Messenger RNA from Syngnathoides biaculeatus (alligator pipefish), 3743 nucleotides. RefSeq names its product transmembrane protein 8B (gene tmem8b). Lineage: Eukaryota; Metazoa; Chordata; Actinopteri; Syngnathiformes; Syngnathidae. The transcript is spliced from 11 exons. Bases 1861 to 3636 code for a protein of 591 amino acids. Gene Ontology annotation, cellular component: plasma membrane. The record is from RefSeq and is a predicted model, not a curated record.
GGGGGUAAUGUGACUAAAAUGGAGCUCUGUGACCAUUAAUGUCCCAUGUUAUAAAGUAAGUAAAAACAAAGCCUGACUUGAUAGCCAGCAUUUCGACUUGGGCUUUGGGCUGGUGAGGGCACUUUAGAGCACCUCAUUACCACGCCAAUGACCCGGUGGGAUAUCUACUAGCCAGUGGAAACGGAAUUGUACUUGUGUGUAGCCAUAAGAGAGAUGCAAGACAAAGUAACAUCCAUUUCCUACUGGUAGUGGUGGUAUUUGAUUGACAGUUGCGCUAAAGUGGGAUUUCAGCACAUUCAACGGUCAAUUGGACACGACCAUAGGGGUCGAGAAAAGACCCAACUGUCUUGAUUUUUCACUAUUUUGAAGCCUCAUUUCAUGUAUGUCAAUAUUCCCCAAAUCAUUCAAACUGGACUGUGUUGUUUAAAACUUCUUUCUGGUGUGUGAAAUUUAGAAGACAUUUUCACUUUACUGGGACGAUGAUCGGCAAUGACUCGCCUGACUGCUUGAGUAUCCUGUGGUGUGGGAUUUGUUGUGAUUAAACCCGCCUCCCCCUUUCCUUUAUUGACCACUGAAAAAUUAUUGUGGCCAUGUACUGUAAAUGUCCAGCCCAAUAUUUAUGAUUUCAGAUCCUUGUGUGUGGUUAACCGAGUUUUGCUGAGCCACCAACAUUUGGUAUGAAACCUGACUGUCAUUUGUUGGAGAUUAGGGUUUAUCAGUGGAAAUACCCCCCACGACCCCCAGUGCUGUGGUGUGCUACAGUGAAGAAAAUAAGUAUUUGAACAACCUGCUAUAUUGCAAGUUCUCCCGCUUGGAAAUGAUGGAGAGGUACAACCUCUUUCCCUCAGUCAGAGCAUUGAAGAUGGGUCAUGGCUGGGUCUUUCAACAUGACAAUGACCCGAAGCACACAGCCAGGAAAACCAAGGAGUGGCUCCGUAAGAAGCAUAUCAAGGUUCUGGCUUGACCUAGGCAGCCUACAGACCUAAACGUAAUAGAAAAUCUUUGGAGGGAGCUGAAACUCCGUGUUUCUCAGCGACAGUCCAGAAACCUGUCUGAUCUAGAGAAGAUCUGUGUGGAGGAGUGGGCCAAAAUCCCUCCUGCAGUGUGUGCAAACCUGGUGAACAACUACAGGAAACAUUUGACCUCUGUAAUUGCAAACAAAGGCUACUGUAACAAAUAUUAACAUUGGUUUUCUCAGGUGUGCAAAUACUUAUUUGCAGCUGUAUCACACAAAUAAAUCAUUAAAAAAAAAUCAUACAUUGCGAUUUCUGUAUUUUUCUUUUUAGAUUAUCUCUCUCACAGUGGACAUGCACCUCCAAUGAAAAUUUCAGACCCCCCCAUAAUUUCUGAGUGGGAGAACUUGCAAUAUAGUAGGGUGUUCAAAUACUUAUUUUCUUCACUCUAUGUUGAGUAUCUUGAGGGCACCACACUAUAAAAACAGUGAGCACACGCUUUGUUUUUUUUUCUUUUGUCAUUUGGGGUCUCGCAAAUUUUAAAAAAAUCGCUGAAGAUGUUAAUAUAUGUACCCGGCUUGAGACCUCUCGUCAUUUACAAUCUUUUAUGAACAUUUCCUUUUUUCCGUUAGAUGCUGUCGAUGGAAUCGGCCUGCUGCUUGCCUUUCGGGCACCUCUUGUAUAAACUGCGCCAAACAAGUCAUGCGACUAACCUGCUGUGGCAAGCCGGCAGUAGCAACAACAUGCUGGUAUAAUUGAUCCAACAACCACAGAAGACCACUGUAGCUGCAAAUGCCACGAUUGCCUUUUUGUGACUGAAUACUUCACCCGAACGCCUCGUAAGCUCAGCGCUUACAACUCCUUCGCCAGUGUGGAACUGUUCCACUUCAAUGUGCCUGACAACACCAUGAUGGCCGUAUGGAACCUCAUUAUCUUCAAGGAACAAGGUGGUACCUUCGGUGACAGGUGCCCCAACCGCAACGUAGCGGUGUACGUAAGGUCCGGCGCUCCCCCGGUAAUCAACCCCCUGCAAACUCACUUCCCUCGGGAUACGAUUGUGCCAGGAUCCUUUGCGGUGACUCUGACCUGGAUGCUCCCAAAUCGAACCACGGGGGUGCUCAAUGUGACCAGCCCGCUCCCCGGGGACUGGUUCCUGGCUGCGCAUUUACCCAAGGAUGAAGGCAAGAUCUCAGUCAAGGGCCUGUCUGAGGAGUGCCAGUAUCUGUUCCAGCCUCAGCUCAUUGUCCAGAGGCUCAUUGGGAUUGCGGUGCUCUAUCCAGGAUACUUCGUUGACCAGAUGAUCCCGGCUCACAACAGAUCUGCUCUUUACAAAGUAUUUGCGCCCAAUUACGUAUCAAAGAUGAAAGUUCAGCUGCUCAACUGCGGCGUCAAGAACAAGAGCGGCAACACUUGUCCCGUGGUGUUGAAGAUAAGAGCUCGAGCGCCCCCCGUGCACAAUUCCAGCGCCCUCGACUGCAGGGAGUGGAGCCCCUGCGAGCUGGGCGCCUCGGUGCCCGCUUGGGAGCAAUGGUACUACAUCCAAGUGGAGCGAUACCUCACUAACGCCAACGUCUACUUCCGCAUCGGCGUGCAGGUUACAGACUGCAGCAAGUCCAACACAUCCAAGGUGCAGUCCCCAGCCAGCUCCACCAUGAACAUGCCGCAAUCGUUCGGCACGCCGAUGGCUUUGUCCUUGUCUGACGGCGUCUCCGUGGCGGCCCCGGGAGGACCGGCGGACAACGCCACUCAGCUGCUCUCCUCUGCGGACGGUGUGGUUUACAUCGCCUCCCCCGCCGACACUGACAAGUGCUGGCCCAUCCGCCCGACUCUUCGCAACGAGCUGGACACCUUCUCCGUGCACUUCUACGUCUUCUUCGGUCCAAAUAUCUCCAUUCCGCCUGACAGGGCGGCCGUGUUUGCCAUCAACCUCAUGCCCGUGUUGGACAGCGGGGGCGUUCUCAACAUGGAGCUGAAACUCAACACGUCGGCGCUUCAGGACAAGAAUGUCACCGUGUUUGGCUGCCUGACUCAUGGGAUGCCUCUCUUCCUCUGGCAAAACUCAUCAUUGAAAUGUGAAUCAGAAUCUGUAGCUGGCUUUUUCCUCUCCGUGAACGCUUCCACGAGUAUCACCAAACUCAGGAUUCCGUACCCCCAGACGGGCACGUGGUACUUCAGUCUGCGCUCUCUCUGUGCCACAGAACAUGGUUUGGAGACGUGCGCCAACGUCACCGUCGAGGUGUAUAUGCGCGCCUACCUGACGCCGUGCAUUAACGACUGCGGCACGUACGGGCAGUGCAAGCUGCUGCGCACCAACAACUACCUUUACGCUGCGUGUGAAUGCAAAGCAGGCUGGGAAGGCUGGGGAUGCACAGACAAUUCCGAGGCCUACUCGUACAGCUUCCAACUUCUCUCCACCCUGCUGCUGUGUCUCAGCAACCUCAUGUUCGUCCCACCGGUGGUCAUCGCCGUUCGCAGCCACUACCUACUGGAGGCUUCCGUCUACAUCUUUACCAUGUUCUUCUCCACCUUCUACCACGCAUGUGACCAGCCGGGUAUCGUGGUCUUUUGCAUAAUGGAGUACGACGUUCUGCAGUUCUGCGAUUUCCUCGGGUCGCUCAUGUCAGUGUGGGUCACGGUCAUCGCCAUGGCCAGGCUGAAGUCCAUCAUCAAACAGGUACCUUGACUGAAAUCCCUCAGUUCUCCGCCGGUGAGAACGUGUGUGUGCGGAGGCUUGCUUCCGAGAUUCUUAUUCACAUAUUCAUCGUCACGCAAAAUUUUCACCUGACAACC